CAUUCAACUAAUAAUCGUUAUUAGAAACGCGAUACUUCAAUACUACGAAUAAUAAUUCAAAAUGGCUGUGAAAGUUGCAUUGUGUUUUGUUGUACUGGUUGCCCUAACAUCAGCCUUACCAGCUCAACCUGGCAAUGGCUGGGCAUGGGGCGGUGGUGGCGUCAACCCAUGGAUACCGCCAUGGGUGUCCGCCGCGCCUUGGUACCCGCAAUGGUCGCCUUGUACUACAAUCGGAAGCACUUGCCUCGACUGCAACACUAAGAUGGUGUGCACUAAGAUCGGCGGAAUACAACGCGCUUGCAGUGACCCAACUCUACCGUACUGCAACUUGGGUGAAUGUUCCGCCACUCCUUCGGAAGAAUGUGCUCCUUCUGAAGCACAAUCGACGGGCGCGGAGCAAUCUGUGUGAAAUAUCCAGUACUUGCUCAUUUUUGAACAACUUUUGUCAUAAUGUUC
Messenger RNA from Papilio machaon (common yellow swallowtail), 456 nucleotides. RefSeq lists its product as uncharacterized. The transcript has 2 exons. The record is from RefSeq and is a predicted model, not a curated record. Bases 62 to 409 code for a protein of 115 amino acids. NCBI's taxonomy places the organism in Eukaryota, Metazoa, Arthropoda, Insecta, Lepidoptera, Papilionidae.